AUGCCUAUGCGUGGCUUCGUAGGGCCGCAGUACUCGAACGUGGGAUUCAGGUACGGGUACAUCGGCGUUCAACCAAACCCCACGGUGCACGCACCCGCAUCUGUCGUGACGCCUCCUGUCGCUGCGUCAACACAAUUCCCCAGCGCGAUUCAUCCGGAAAGCCAGCCAGCGGUGCAAGCCCUGCCAGACCCUAGAGAAGCAUUAGGUGUCGGUUUGGACACACGAGCGCGAACAGACGGCCCAUCAUCGAACGCAGUUGCCGGUGGUUUAGGGCAUGCGGUGAAUGGUGGAGCGGGGAUGAAUGCAAGCGUGCGUGCACAUUCGCCGCCAAUAUGGAACGUGAACUCACUGUUGCCCGGAAACCCCGACGUCCACAUCCGCACCCCCACGCAUCCGAUUGUAGCGUACGCGACUGGUGUAGGUGGGCAACCACAGGCGAACGCGGGGAACGCGGGGCGUGGAGCGGGUGCAAGCGGAAACGCGGUAAGGGGAAGAGGGACGGGUGCGAGAGGGAACGCGGGAGGAGGGACAGGGGAGAGAGGGAACGCGGAUAGAGGGAGAGGUGCGAUACGAAGGGGUGGGAGAGCGAGCGCAGGACGUGCGACAGGUGUGGGAGCAAACAAGAAUAGUGCGAACGGGCAGGGAGCGCAUGGGGUGACAGGUAACGGCGGCAGGGGUAGCGGUGUUAACGCGAACGGCGGGUCCGGUAACGGGCCAGUUAAUAGACCGCGUAUAAGGAGGCGGAGAGUCGAUGUAGUGCCGCACACGGCACGCAAUGGCUCCUGGGAGGGGAGCGAGGGGACAAGCGAUGAGGAUGACGAGGACGGCGCUGACGAUGCGGACGAUAGUUGGAAUGACGAUGACGAAAACUACCUAUCGAACUCGCUGUCCGCGCUCAACGAGGAGGAGGCGGAAGACAACGAACGGGUGCGGGGUACGCGGAGGGACAUUGAGGUCCCUAUCGCUGAUUGGAACAGGCUAGGUGUGGACGACACGCCGGCCGCGAAACGAGAGAUGUGCUACGGAAUCCUCUACGGUGUCUCGGAGGCCACGCUGAAGAAGUAUCGCGGUUGGGCCAACGAGUACAAGCGGUUCAUGGCUCACGAGCUGCCUAAACUGGGCGCGGGUAGGUUUGGUGAUGAGGCCGCGCUGAGAAACGCGAACCCCGACGAGAUUGGGGUCGCGCUCGAACAGAACAUGGGUGGUGACUGGAAGAUGGCGGAGGGCGACGAGCAGUGGUUCCACGGCCCUGAGACGAAUCCGUGGCGCUUACGCAAAUACGUGACCUUCCUCGCGAACGAGACAGUCGCGCAGGCGGACAGGAUGGCCACACUCAAGCGGCCGCAGAAGACCUUGAAGAAGAGGCGCCAGUGCACCCCGGCAAUGCUGAUGGGGCGUCUCAAGGCUUUGAACCUGCUCAUCAAGCUGGACGGGACGAUCUUCAGGAAGCCCGUUCUGAACCUGCUGCGCGACUUUGCAGAGUGUCGCAUCUGGGUCCGCGUUCAAGUACGCGACCAAUACAAGCGGUUUAUCGCGACGGGCAAGACAAACAAGGACUUCUUGCUCAACUACAUAUCUGCUGUGAGGCACAUAGAUUGGACGCUGUGCGCGGUCGGAGCGACGCUGCUGUGGCUGCACUGGGUGUACGACUUGGUUCCCAUCCUCUAUGAGGACAUAGCCCCCCCUCUCGACUUCACGGAACCCUCCACGUGGUACGAUCAAUACCUGUUCUUCCCCCUUCGCGCGGGCAACGAGAAGCAAAUACCGCCCACGACUCAUCACGACUGGGCGGCGAAAAUUCUCCAGGACGUGGGAAUCACAUGCUCGCGUGCGGUUCACGCGACCAGGGCUGGGGGGGCGCAGCAAGCGUCCGCGGACGGAAUGCCUUCGGAACAGCUGGCGAGGCUGGGGGGUUGGCGCUUCAUCGACGUGAUGACUAAGCACUACCUCACAACCAUUCCAAGGGAGGCCGUGCUGCUGAAGGCGGGCUUCACCGGGGUUGACGGUGACUACUUCCUGGGUCGCGCAACUGUUCCGGUCAACGAUCAGCUGGAUGAGCUACUGAGGAAGCACAUUUUCCCAUGGGCCGCCACGGACAAAGGACAGCAACAGUGCAAGGAUUACAACCGCAGGAUGGUGGAAACGCAGAAGCCGGAGAAGCAGGACACCGCGGGGCUAAACAUACUGAAGGAGCUGGAUGGGGACGUUAGGAUGGCGGUCGUUUUAAGACCUGGCGAUGUAUUACAUCCACCAGCCGUAACACCCGAGGUGAGUACCAGAAUGGACGCGCAGAACCAAGUGACCGUCCUCACUGAGUACCUGACUCGUUCACAAGCGGACAACACAAGACUGGGCCUGGAGUUGGUCGCGCCUCAUAAACGGGUGAAAGAGCUGGAGGGGCUGCUGGAGGAUCGCGAUCGGAAACUGGCCGAGAAGGACGAGCGCGUGAAUGAUUUGGAAGCCCAGCUGUCGCGGCUCACCGUGAGCAGCUCAAGGCCGACCGCGGUUCCGAACCAGGCAACCACUCCUGGAGCCGCGGCCGCGUCGACCAAUGCCUCAGGUCCCACCGAGCAGGAAACGCAGAAGAAACCCGCAGCGCCCACCAGGGAACAGACGAUUCGGGACGCGAUCGUCCUUCCAUGGGUCAACGCCACCAAACCGUCAGACGGAUGGAAGCUGUACAAGACAACGCACCCGCUGAUCCUCGAGAGUCCAGAGUCGCUUCCGGCCCAACCCCGCGGCGCAGUUUCGCGAAUGGCCGCGCUCAUUGGGGAGGAGGGAGGCGGCCAGAACGCGAUAAACCGUGUUAAGCGAAUCAUGAACUUCAUCGCCCACAGGGUGGAGCAAGGAGACGACAUCGCGGUAGUGCUCGACAAGCUUGACCUCAUGUCAGGUGCUGUGGGCAUGUCGGGUGUAUCGGAAGGGAUCGCGGUAAAGAAGAAGAGUGUUGACAUGGAACUGAGCCAGCUCAAGAAGGGCUCUCCAGUGGAGGUGCAGUUGCGUGUGAAAUGGAUGCUUGUUCGCGACCGUCUCAUCAAUGCCUCUCUUCCCGCUUCUGAGUUCACGGUCGCGUGGCCCCAGUACUGUGCGCUCAUGCCAGACUUGCAGUAA
This is a messenger RNA of Closterium sp. NIES-65, 3111 nucleotides long. Lineage: Eukaryota; Viridiplantae; Streptophyta; Zygnematophyceae; Desmidiales; Closteriaceae. The record is from the annotation of a GenBank genome assembly.